Molecule: messenger RNA, 2041 nt
Organism: Clunio marinus
Lineage: Eukaryota; Metazoa; Arthropoda; Insecta; Diptera; Chironomidae
Source: the annotation of a GenBank genome assembly
UUUCAUUCUACGUUCUCUCGUGAUAAGUUCGGUUGGAAUAUUUUUGUUCUAUGUUAAAAUUGAAAAGAAGAAAGAAAGGACUGCAAAUGGAGAAAAGUUGGAAGCUUUAAAAGCUACAAAGUGCGAAGCAGUUUAAGUGAUUUAUAACUGAAAUAAACUGUGGAUUUAACCAAAGCCAUUCAAGACUUGGCGAACCAUUUCCGUUUCGUGGUCGACAAACGCUUUGUAAAUAUUUCAACAACAACGAAGUGCUUAACGAGCAGCUUCUACAAAUUAAAUCAGCUCAAACCGUGUUGGAAUUUGAGAAGCUUUUCAGCGAACAAUUACGAUAUAAUCAAGAGAAUCUUCACAGCGCAAAAUCCCUUAUUGAACCCUACUACGACGUUAAAAACGUUUUAAAUCCCUUGAAGCAAUUUCCAAGCGAAACGUGUCUCUGCACGAAGGAUCUUUAUCGAUUGAAUAACAAUCGACAAGCAUCUGAACAUCAACAUCGGACAACAUCAUCGAUUGAGACGACAACAUUGCAUGCAAAUAAAAGUUUGAAUGAUAAACAUUCUAUUGAAGAUUUUGUUAGUUUAGCAUCAGAGUGCUACGAUAAGUGUAUAAACAUUUAUUUAGAUAAUCUCAAUGAUUGCAAUCGUCGUGCUGAUAUUGCUGAACGACAAACAAUCAGAUCGCCAUCAGGUUAUACUGGAAAGCGUUCAUUUAAAGCGAGAAAAAUCAAUGACUUGUCUCUCGCAAAUCAAAUUAACAAAUUAAGCAUUCAUUUAGAUUCACAGCAUCGUGAAAUUGAAGCAUUUUCGUUAGAAAAUCUUUUUACUCAUCGACAAACCGCAAUUUUUCCACCCCAAAAUUGUAGUCAUCAAAGUAUGAGCUGUAAUGACACAAACAACAACAGCACUGAAAGCACAAAUCAAUUAAAAGAUCCGCCAAAAAUAAUUCUGAGUGACCACUCGACCAAUCAAUCAAAACAGGGUGAUAUCGGUAGAAGUUGCAGUGUUGAAAGCACAUCUACCGACAAAAACUGCUUGACAGUCCCUCUUGAAAACUAUUAUUCUAGUGAAGCAAGACCGCCUUAAAUCGAGUGAGAUUGCAAACAGUUUAUGUGAACAUAUUUGAAGAGAAACGAAAUAAAAAAAGAGCUUAAAUAAAUAAUUCAAAAAUAAAACAAAGCUUUAGUGAAAAAAAUAAAAACAAUUAAGCUUUGGAAAGCUUUUAACGUUUAUUGAAAGUGUAGCUAAAAUAAUCCGUGUGCCAAUUCUGUCAAUCGAAAUAAUUUUUAUUAUUUCUUUCCGCAUCUGUCACUACUUACAAUGGUAAUGAAGAUGAAUGAGACAACAGUGACUGAAACGUUCGAACCAAUUGAACAGAAUGCUACAACUGUAACAAUUACUUUACAUCCGCAGCCAAAUGAAGAAGCGGCCACCUGUGAUAAAGCUCUUGCAACAACAUCGAUUAAUGAAGAAGCCAAGGAGACAAAAAUGUCGCCAAGUAGUGACGAUUCGUUGUCGCUUCUUAACAGCCAAAUGUUGGUGAAAAAAAGUCUUAAGCUUGAGUUGACUCACAAUAAUAAUGAAAUAAAAUCUAUCGACACUGGUUCACCUGAAAUGAAUGAAGAUCUUUCUUUCAAGUCACCGACAUCUCCUCGAACGUGUCGAAAUCGUUCUGUUCCACAUCAGACUUCACUCACAUCUCAAGUUGAAGUUGUUGACGAUAGAAAAGCUCUUCGUGAUGCACUUUAUCAAGGAAUAUUUCAUCGUCAUCGCAGAACAAUUUUUGCUGUCGGCAGUUUUCUUCGAAUGUUGAAAUCACGUAGCUCCCAAUACAACACAAUAAGAAGCUCUUCAGAAGCAAUUCGAAAAUGGAGCGUGCGUUUCUAUAGAUACUUGAGAUCAAAACUUUCCGCCUGAUACUUUUCGAACAGUGGAAAUCUGAAAAGAAAAUCAUCGCCUUUACAGCUUUUAUUUGGUCUAUUGAAUUAUUUUUCAGCCUUGAACAUCAGCUAUAUCAAUUUCUAUAAUAAAACGUAAAUAAGAAGAAC